Messenger RNA from Brassica oleracea var. oleracea, 960 nucleotides. Its product is annotated as zinc finger protein ZAT9. NCBI's taxonomy places the organism in Eukaryota, Viridiplantae, Streptophyta, Magnoliopsida, Brassicales, Brassicaceae. The record is from RefSeq and is a predicted model, not a curated record. The transcript has a single exon. Bases 18 to 791 code for a protein of 257 amino acids.
UUCGAAAGGUUUUAGAAAUGACCAAUCCGGAGAAAAUGAAAGUGGACGGUGAUACUGAGAAAGAGAGGGAAGACUCCUCAUCCGAUGAGCAAUGGAGCGAUGAAGAAUCCGCCAUGAGAGAAAUCGUUCUCGGCCUCCCUGCUCUAUCCAUCAGCAGCGCAACCUUCGGUGUUAGCAUCGCCGACGAUGAAGAGGAAGAGGCGCGUCUGAACGAGCAAGCGGUCGUUGCGGCGGAGUUGGUCAUCGCCGCGGCGGAGGAAGCGGUUAUGAAAGAGAAGAGCGAUGGCAAGAAGAAGGUGAGGAGACAGAGGAAGACGAUGAAGCUCAAUAACGACGACGAAGCGGGUGGUUCGAGUAAAGGAGGAGAAGCGGCGAAGAAGCCGAGGAAGAAGACUUCAGAGUUCACUAAUCUGCCGAGAGGGCCACCGGUUUGUAACGUCUGUGGACGAGCAUUUCAUUCGUGGAAGGCUGUGUUCGGACAUCUGAGGUCUCACAAAGACAGGAGCUAUCGCGGGUUUCUCCCGCCUCCUAGAUUCGCUGCGCCGAUUAGAGGCGUCAUGAUUCCAGGACCGAACUCUGCUUUUGUUCGUGUUGUUGCCCGAGGAGGGAGCUCCGGUGGUGGUGGUGGUGCUAGUGGUGGCGAAGGUGGGAGAGGUGUAGGGAUUGUUAUGGAUGUGGAUCGAGUGGAGGAAGAGAAGCAGGAAGUGACUGAAUCUGGAAGCGUAGCGAAGUUUGAUCUUAAUAAGUCUCCACCGAAAGAUGAUGAUGAGGAAGAGGAGAAAACCAAGUGAAGAUGUUUGAAGUUGAACACAUUAUUUAGCUAUUUGAUUAUUUUUCAUACAACUUAUUUAAUUUAACUUCAUCUCAUUGUAUUUUUUUUUUUCCUGCUUUGGACUAGGUUUGGGUUGUUUUUGUUGUUAUUGCUUUUGUGUGCAACACUUUCUAUUUAUGGAAAUUUAC